AUGCUAAAUGAUAUCAUCCAGUCUGUCUUCCGUUUCGCAGACACCGAUGCUAAGACCACGGCGAAGGUUCUGAAGGAACACGAAGACCAACUCACACGCGUCUUGAAGGACACCGUCCCGGGACUGGUGCAAGGCUCUGCGGACAACGCUACACAGGCUACGCUUUCUGCAGUCGGCACUGACGAUCGACUCACGGGAACGAGUCAACAUCACAGAGUUUUAGUGCAUCCUGACGCAUUCCAUGUCAGUGUUCUCUUCCAACCCACGCUGGCUUGGUUGGAUCGCAUAGCACAAGUGCUUCCAUCUGGGUUAGAGGCUGCUCGAGCAUCAAGCGUUGUGUUGGAUGAAUUUGUCCUCAAUGUCUACCUACCUCAGCUAGAAGACAAAGUGUCACUAGUAUUCCAUCACACAGUGACGAGUCCGGACGCAUUCGAGCCAGAUCCUGCCUCGACAAAGUUGUCGACCGAGCCUCUCGUCAAGGUAAUGGCAUUAAUCAACUCUCUAUGUGCCAUGUUGCGGACGACCCCCUUCCAUCGCGAGAACUACUCGAGACUCAUCCUAACUGUCAUUGGCCAAUUCUACCAACGAUGCAGCGAUAGGUUUUAUGACCUAGUAUCCAUGAAGGACGACGCUGCUCCACAAUCUGGGCCACGAGUGGCUGUGGCCGCGCAAUGGGCUCAGAAAGCCGAGCUAGUGACGUGUCUUGCUGAAUUGUUCGAUGCUAUCGGCAAUCCGGAUAUGACUACGAAGAGGCUCCAGCUAUGCCGUCAAGAGGCACACCUUGAGCAGAGUCUCCUCGGUGACCGCGCGAUUGGCAAGAAGGAGUUGGUAGCCUCCGGUAGGAAUCUGUCGGCUUUGGCGAGCUUAUAUCGCAGUGUGACAUGGUUCGCCUCCGAGCUCAAUGCUCUGAAAUCCGCCCCCGAGCACGCUUUGUCGCCGACAACACCACUGAGGCUGGAACCUGUCAGCGCAGUCACGCCAUAUACGCCGUACCUUCCUGCAAUUGCACCGGUGCAAAAUAACGAGCCGCUCAAGCUACCUUUGUCGUCAGCCAUGGCAAUGCGAUUCCAAGCGCUGCACAUGACAUAUGCGCAGCUUGCCGAGAUGGUCCUAUAUAGCCUUCGUAUCGAUAUCAGAUGUCGUGCGAUGCACCAUCUUGACCUUGCACUACGACAUGGUGUCUAUCGCAUUGAACGCGAUGUCAGUGAACCUGAUCCCAAUGUCAUUGAUCUCAACAUGGAGCUCGGCCGAUGCGAUGAUUGGGCGUCGUCCACACUUCCGGUGAAGGAGCGACAAUUCAUCUUCGAGGGACUCGGACAUUUGUUGGAGCGCCUGCUCGUUUCGAACGCGAGAUAUAUCCGCGCAGCAAACGCGUUCGGCAUGAAGAAGAUGAUGCGCAACAUGCUGGCACUGCAGCAGAACAUCAAGACCAUCACCAACGACGGCCACGACGCGCAAUUUGAGCGUGCCAAGCGGUACUAUUCGCUGUUCUCGCUGUCUCCUCAGAACAUGCUUGAUAGUAUUCGCCAGAAGCAAGAAUUCAGCUUCGACGAGUACAAGGCGAUGCUCGAUCUACAGUGCGGUGUCGACCCCAGCAGGAGCGAGGGUGGCGGCUCGCAAGCCUCAGAUCGCAACUAUAGCAUGUAUGUCAUCGAUCUGCAUGGGCUCGAGCUGGAGAACUCGGCAUAG
This is a messenger RNA of Postia placenta MAD-698-R-SB12, 1689 nucleotides long. RefSeq lists its product as hypothetical. Gene Ontology annotation, cellular component: exocyst. Lineage: Eukaryota; Fungi; Basidiomycota; Agaricomycetes; Polyporales; Adustoporiaceae. The record is from RefSeq and is a predicted model, not a curated record. Gene Ontology annotation, biological process: exocytosis; Golgi to plasma membrane transport. Bases 1 to 1689 code for a protein of 562 amino acids. The transcript has 8 exons.